Molecule: messenger RNA, 801 nt
Organism: Etheostoma spectabile (orangethroat darter)
Lineage: Eukaryota; Metazoa; Chordata; Actinopteri; Perciformes; Percidae
Product: vesicle transport protein SFT2A-like
Exons: 6
Coding region: 264-680 (138 amino acids)
Biological process (GO): vesicle-mediated transport
Cellular component (GO): membrane
Source: RefSeq, a predicted model, not a curated record
UCAUUUGAACUGGGGUUUAAAGUUGCCUUUACAUGCUGAUCUGCGGUCUGUUAUUUAAACAUCUCCCCCGAGACUUUGGCCAAAACUGGUACUGAACAAACCGAUACCAAGUCAGCACUUACAGAUAGCCGCGUUCAUGAAAGCAGGAAGUGAAACUUGUCGCCACUGCGAUCAAAACUUUGACAUUAGGCGAACAGUUGCAAAUAUAGAAAUUCGCUCUUUCUCCUCGUUUUGCCAGCUAGCUAGCUAGCUAGUCCUCAGCGAUGGACAAGCUUCGUCGUGUGUUAAGCGGCCAAGAGGAAAAUGAAGAGUUGGGUCUUACUGCACAGGUAUUUGAUGCCAGCACUCUCAGCUACAGCACCAGGGUGAAAUGGUUUGUCAUCUGCUUUGCCGGAGGCAUCCUGUGUUCAAUACUUGGUACAGCUCUGCUGUUCGUUCCAAAUGGAAUCAAGCUUUUUGCCGUCUUCUACACGCUAGGAAAUGUCGCAGCUCUUUCCAGCACCUGCUUCCUAAUGGGACCCAUAAAACAGCUGAAGCGCAUGUUUGAAAAAACAAGACUGAUAGCCACCCUUGUUAUGCUGCUCUGCUUUGCCUUAACUCUUUGUGCAGUGUUUUGGUGGCAUAAAAAAGGGCUGGCUAUCAUCUUCUGUAUUCUGCAGUUUUUGGCAAUGACGUGGUAAGUGUAACCGGCAAUCUCUUUGCUGUAGCACAGUUGGCAAUUAAUUUACUCAUCAUCACUCACACCUACUCCCAUGAAGCCAUCUUUCGUGAUAAAGAACUUUUGCACCAGCCUUGCAUCAA